CGGCCGGUUCCCAUUCCCCUACACGCCGUACCGCAUCCAGGAGCAGUUCAUGGAGGCGCUGUACGGCGUGCUGGAGGCCGGCCAGGUCGGCAUCUUCGAGAGCCCCACGGGCACGGGAAAAUCCCUGAGCCUCAUCUGCGGGGCCCUCUCGUGGCUGCGGGACUUGGAGAAGAGGAAGCGGCAGGAGGAGGCGAGGCUCCUGCAGGGGCUGAGCCCGGCGGAGCUGGGACACGCGGGAAGCACCAGUACGGCCGGGGAACCGGACUGGGUGACGGCGUUCGUACAGAGGAAGGAGGAGCGGGACAAGGUGGACAGGCUAAAGGAAGAGCAGAUCAGGAGGAAAAAGCGAGAAGAUCAUCUCCAGAAAAUUCGCAGUAACGUGCAGUUAAAAUAUGCAGCAAAGAGGAAGAGAUCCGAGGAGGAUGAGACAAAGCACCUUCUUCAGCUGAGCAAGGAGGCUCUGUCACAGGGAGCAGGAGCGGAUGUUCUGGACCAGCUGGAUCACAAUGAGGAGGAGCUGAUUCUUGCUGAAUAUGAGAGUGAUGAAGAAAAGAAGGUGGUGUCUGGGCUGGAAGAAGAUGAUGAUGAUGAUUUGGAAGAGGAGCACGUGACUAAGAUUUACUACUGCAGCCGCACUCACUCACAGCUCUCCCAGUUUGUGCACGAGGUCCAAAAAAGUCCUUUUGGCAAAGAUACACGUCUGGUCUCCUUGGGAUCCAGGCAGAACCUGUGUGUGAAUGAGGAGGUGCGACGCUUGGGUGCUCUCCAGCUCAUCAAUGACCGCUGCAUGGAGAUGCAAAAGAACAAACAUGAAAAGAAGAGUGAUGAAGAGAAUGAGGGGAAGAAGAGACGUGUGAGCCGUGCUGUGUGCCCAUUUUAUUCCUAUGAGCAAAUGCAGUUUCUCCGCGAUGAAGUUCUAGUGGAAGUGAAAGACAUUGAGCAGCUGGUGUCUUUGGGAAGGGAGACCAAAGCCUGUCCAUACUAUGGGAGUCGAUAUGCCAUUCCUGCUGCUCAGUUGGUGGUGCUGCCCUACCAGAUGCUCUUGCACGAGCCUACCAGGAGCGCUGCGGGGAUCAAGCUGAAGGACCAGGUCGUGAUCAUUGACGAGGCCCACAACCUCAUAGACACCAUCACCUGUAUCCACAGUGCGGAGGUCAGCGGCUCUCAGCUGUGCUGUGCCCACUCCCAGCUGUCCCAGUACAUGGAGCGAUACAGGAAACGUUUGAAGGCAAAGAACUUGAUGUACAUUAAGCAGAUCCUGUAUUUACUGGAGCAGUUUGUGGCCAUGCUGGGAGGUAACGUGAAUCAGAAUCCUGGCUGUCAGACAGUUUCCCAAACAGGGACAGUGCUGAAAUCCAUCAAUGACUUUCUAUUUCAGAGCCAGAUUGACAAUAUAAACCUCUUCAAGGUUCAGCGUUACUGUGAGAAGAGCCUCAUCAGCAGGAAGCUUUUUGGGUUUAUGGAGCGAUAUGGAGGCUCUGCCACAGCUGUGAAAAACAACAAGGAGAACCAGAAGCUGGCUGGUUUGCAGAACUUUCUCCUGACCCUUCAGCAGGGAUCUGAUAAGGAGGCAGGUACCGCCCAGAGCCCUCCCGUGGAGGCUGAGAACAACCAGCUCCAAGCUGCCUCUCCACUGAUGCAGAUUGAACGGUUUCUGUCGGCCCUCACAAAUGCAAACCAAGAUGGCAGAGUCAUUCUCAACAGACAAGGCACAGUUGGUCAAAGCAGUCUCAAAUUCCUCCUGCUGAAUCCAGCUGUCCAUUUUGCCAAGGUGGUGGAAGAAUGCCGUGCUGUAAUCAUUGCUGGAGGCACCAUGCAGCCGGUGGCUGAUUUCCGAGAGCAGCUGCUGUCCUGUGCUGGUGUGGACCCUGCACGUGUCCUGGAGUUCUCUUGUGGACAUGUGAUUCCUCCAGAAAACAUCCUACCCAUAAUCCUCUGCAAUGGUCCUUCCAACCAGCAGCUGGAAUUCACCUACCAGACAAGAGACCUGCCCCAGAUGAUGGAUGAGACAGGUCGGAUCCUUUGCAACCUGUGCAACGUGAUCCCAGGAGGUGUGGUGUGCUUCUUCCCCUCCUAUGAAUAUGAGAAGCAGGUGUACACACACUGGGAGAAGAUGGGACUGCUCACCCGCCUGGCAACUAAGAAGAAGAUCUUUCAGGAGCCUAAGAAAGCCAACCAGGUGGAGCAGGUGCUGGUGGAAUAUGCCAAGUGCAUAAAGCGCUGCAGCCAGGCAGGAGGACAGAUGACAGGGGCUCUGCUGCUUUCUGUAGUUGGAGGCAAAAUGAGUGAAGGGAUCAACUUCUCGGAUGACCUGGGAAGGUGUGUGAUUAUGGUGGGAAUGCCCUACCCCAACAUUAAAUCUCCAGAGCUUCAGGAAAAAAUGGCUUGGCUUGACAAAACAAUGCCCAGAGCUGCUGGCCAGGCACCUAGCAGAGUGCUGAUUGAAAACCUGUGCAUGAAGGCAGUAAACCAGUCGAUAGGCAGAGCCAUUCGCCACCAGAAGGACUUUGCAAGCAUCCUGCUCCUGGACCACAGGUACGCACGGCCUGCCAUCUUUAACAAGCUGCCACAGUGGAUCAGGGAGAGAACCCAGGUGAAACCUGCCUUUGGAUCAGCAUUUGCAGAAUUAAGAAAGUUCCAUCGAGGGAAGUUGGAUGCUUUGUGACAUGGGCCAGAGAACAGACGGUAUUCACCUCUGUGAGUUACACCUCUGAAAAAUGGGUGAAGCAACACAAGUUUCUGGUUUUCUGUACAUGGACUUUGUAAAUCUCUGCCUUCUGCCUCCUUUGUGGAUGUUUGCUGUUCAGUAUCUGAGCACUACAACGGUGAGACAGCCUUCAGCACCAUAACCAGGAGGGAAACUGGCUGUAGGUCUGAGGCAGGUGAAGGGAGUAGCAGCAGGCUUCUAUUUGUUUACAGCUGUUAAGGUUUUAUUUAAAUUGAUUAAAUAC
Molecule: messenger RNA, 2951 nt
Organism: Empidonax traillii (willow flycatcher)
Lineage: Eukaryota; Metazoa; Chordata; Aves; Passeriformes; Tyrannidae
Gene: DDX11
Product: DEAD/H-box helicase 11
Exons: 26
Coding region: 50-2665 (871 amino acids)
Biological process (GO): establishment of sister chromatid cohesion; nucleobase-containing compound metabolic process
Cellular component (GO): nucleus
Molecular function (GO): DNA binding; hydrolase activity, acting on acid anhydrides, in phosphorus-containing anhydrides; ATP binding
Source: RefSeq, a predicted model, not a curated record